AUGGGAAAGCAAACGGAACGAGGGAACGUGGGUUGGCUAUCGCGUCGCCAGUCCGUUGCGUCCGCGGUCGUCGUCGGAUGCCUCACGCAAUCGACCUGCGGCUGGUCUGGGUCGACCCCUAGUGUGGCCUCGGCCUUUGCAGACUUUCAUGCGACCAGGAGGAGAAUGUCUCUACCUUAUAAACACAACGCUGCUGCUACAGCGCUACGAAUGGUCCACAAUGCUACUGUUUCUUCCAGUAGUCCUGCAAAUCCCCUGAUCUACCCCUCGUUGGAGUCAGCGUCGCCCCCGGCGCCACGGACCGGUCGUAGGCUCCCAAACGACCCCCGCGGUACAAGAAAACCACGGAAUAAGGAUUCGAGAAAUCCUGUAUCAGCCCAGACACACCGGAAUACCAAAGGGAAGUCUACUACUGUCCAGGCACUCACCGAACAUAUUGCCAAACCAUCCGAUGUGUCGUCGAGACCGAACACGUUUCCAAAGGAUCCAACCAACGUAUCGGCUGUGACUGCAAGAUCCACGAGUACGAACCCAACCCGCAAGAAGCCCUCUGUACACCUACCCUGGAAGGCAGGCUACCACACAUCGCUCAAAACACAGCGACGCCUGCAACAAGCCGUGCAGGAUGCUUCCCAUCGUCCAGGUCUGACACGAGCUACCGUAGCGUUGCGCACCUUACUACAAAGUGCACCGGAACGGUGUAAUGCGGCCAAUGUCGUCUGUGCCCUCACGCUCAGCGCCAAGGCUAUGACGGAGCAAACGAACGAUACCUUCCGGACUCUGUUCUACGACGUCACGGCCGUUCUGUCCCAGUUACUGAAGGAUGACGCGCUCUCGACGCGCCAAUUAUGCAACGUGGCUUGGGCGAUUGCCAAACACUGCGAUCGGGAUGCGACACUCUUGCCCAAUUUUGCUCAUCCAUCCGCACUCUCGUCCGAUACCGUCGUGGGACGAGCGGAAACGUGGGACUUGGCCAAAGCAUCCUUGGAGGAUCCCGAUUCGCAAUUGGAUCAACUCGUCGAUGAUCUCGCACUGAUGUUGGCUAAAAAAUUGUCGCUGUCUGUCUCCGUGGCUGCGAACGUUGCCACGCCGGACGAGUUCUCCACCGCCGCGUCAACUUCCGGGUCGAGUGCUUUACUAGCCAAGCCGGGAGAACUCAGCAUGGCCAGUUGGGCCUACGGUGUGUUGCGUCAACGCAAACGUCCACCGGGUUGGAAAGUAGGACCGCAAAUGGGCCGUGUACAGUCGUCUCGCAAAUCGCUAGCCGAACCGUCAGACGGCUUCAAUUUUGUUAAAUUUGAACAGUGGAACUCCAAAAUGCUGGUCGACGAAUGCGUGGAUCUGGACCCUCCGAGUGCAACGGAUAUACUUUUUGAUGCGAUUUCCGUAGCGCUGUGCGCAAAGGACGGAGCGGCAAUACAAGAUUGUAAAUGGAGUGAAUUGGCCAACGUUGCCUGGGCGUUUGCCAGUCACGGACGCUCCUGCUCCGGCCCUUCCGCAGAUUUAUUAAUGUUGAUUGCCAACGAAAGCUCAUGGAGGCUCAACUCGAACGACAAAAGCGCGCGAGCGCUCAGUCGAGAUUUGGCUCAAAUUAUUUGGUCCCUGGGCAUUUUGCAAGCGGAUAACUUCCGCCUCGCCGAUGGGUUGACCAAUGUCGUCGCCGCAGUUCAAUCGUCUCAGAAAUUGAACCAUGACGACGACUACAGUCCAAAUAGUGAUGGACCGAUGAGGGAUUGGAGCUGUACUGACAUUGUCCAAGUUGCUCUAUCGUUGGCGCACGCUCGGUUGGAGGAACUUCCGCUACUUCGUGCAGCGUAUGCCGAAGCCUUGCACCGACUAGAGAGUACCACAUCAAUCCGAAGCCGUACGAUUCGAGCGCAUUUUCAAUCGUGGGAAUUGGGUAUUCUACUUUGGGCACAGGCGCGUCUUCAUCUGAAGGCUUCCGAAGGACAAGUUUUUGAGUGCUUCGCAAGUGCCGCUGUAGACGAACUGGUGGCGGCAAUGGAUGAUGCUGGAUCACUGGCAAAUAUCGGUAUUGGAUCACAAGAACAGGCUAAUAUUGCCUGGGCUUUGACCGUGCUCCAGGAGGAUCAAAGUCCUAACGCCAUUCGAUUGUUGUCUACCAUUUUUGCGGACGCUGCCGCCGCCUGCGAGAAAGAUGGAAUCAUUCAACUAGAACACGCACAUCAAUUGUGGCAAGCAUAUUUCCUCUUGCAAGAAUCUUCGCCGCCAGUGGUUGCGAACGUUUCACACUGGUUCCGAGACUACUUGAGAGAUAAAUGGAGCCUAGAAAAGUCUCGCACCAAGCUGAGCAGUGCUCGGCAUCGUUCGCUGAGUCAAGCCCUAGAUUUGAUGGGGAUUGCACACAAAAACGAGCACGACGAAGAUAUUGACGUGGCAAUCGUGUUGAAGAAGAGCGCGGUUUGGACGCACCAAACCAAACGAGAUGGAACGGAAGGGGUGAAGCUUGCCGUAGAGUUUGACGGUCCCAAUCAUUUUACGAGACAGCGCAAGCCCAGCAACGGGUCCAAACCCGACGUACCGCGAGCCCUUGGUCACACUGUGUUAAAAUAUCGUCUUUUGAAAAAACAGGGAUGGACGGUAGUACGCGUUCCGUACUAUGAAUUCGAUAAAAUUCCCUAUUGGGCGAGCAUGGAAAGACAACGAUACUUACAGCGUCUGCUGAAAACGCACGCAAAUUUACGCUUUAGUCAAGUUGAUGUUAGCGAAUACAAAGCUCCAGUUCCCAAUCGAGAGACUCGAUUUGACUGA
Phaeodactylum tricornutum CCAP 1055/1 is the source of this 2772-nucleotide messenger RNA. RefSeq lists its product with no specific name. The coding region runs from base 1 to 2772 and encodes 923 amino acids. NCBI's taxonomy places the organism in Eukaryota, Bacillariophyta, Bacillariophyceae, Surirellales, Neidiaceae. The record is from RefSeq and is a predicted model, not a curated record. The transcript has a single exon.